CUCCUCCAAGGCCACCGUUUGCCGAGGUCGGUGUCUUCCUUUCUUUGCUAUCAUUCUACACCUGCACACUACUGCACGCAGCCCUCUAACAAGAGUGGAGCCCAGCCUCAGCACUCGCAUGACCCUGAACUGGAAGAGGUUCUGAUCCCCAGGAAGCUUUCCAUCAGCCCUUUAGAGAGCUGGCUGACGGUGAGAUACUUCCUUCCGAAAGCAGAAGGCCUUCAUGCUCAGGAGGACGCCGGGCAGGAGCCCCUCCAGCACUAUGACUGCCCCCCAUCUGAUGAGGGAGGUGCUGUGGAGGAAGGAGAAGGAACACCCAACAACAAGGUGCAGUGUAAGAACGUCUUGAAGAUUCGCAGGAGGAAAAUGAAUCGGCACAAGUUCAAAAAGCUGCUGAAGAGAAGGAAGUUCAUUCGGAGGCGGAUAAAGGAAGGUCGCAAGAAGAAGCGUCAGAUAAAGUUUGAGAAAGAUUUGGAGCGCAUCUGGAAACGAGCUGGCUUGAAAAACGCUCCUGCAGGAUGGCAGACACCCAAGAUAUUCCUGAAAAGCUCAAAGCAAUAA
Messenger RNA from Nestor notabilis (Kea), 561 nucleotides. RefSeq names its product aurora kinase A interacting protein 1 (gene AURKAIP1). Gene Ontology annotation, biological process: mRNA processing. The record is from RefSeq and is a predicted model, not a curated record. The transcript has 2 exons. The annotation marks the transcript as partial. Lineage: Eukaryota; Metazoa; Chordata; Aves; Psittaciformes; Psittacidae. Gene Ontology annotation, cellular component: mitochondrion.